Messenger RNA from Tachyglossus aculeatus (Australian echidna), 634 nucleotides. It is a transcript of the gene CIAO2B, whose product is annotated as cytosolic iron-sulfur assembly component 2B. Lineage: Eukaryota; Metazoa; Chordata; Mammalia; Monotremata; Tachyglossidae. The record is from RefSeq and is a predicted model, not a curated record. The transcript has 5 exons. Gene Ontology annotation, biological process: iron-sulfur cluster assembly. Bases 15 to 497 code for a protein of 160 amino acids. Gene Ontology annotation, cellular component: cytosolic [4Fe-4S] assembly targeting complex.
UGGCGGCCGGCAAGAUGGCGGGCGGCGGCGGCGGCAGCCUGGAGAACGCCAAUCCCCUGAUCUAUGAGCGGUCGGGGGAGCGGCCUGUCACCGCCGGGGAGGAGGACGAGCAGGUCCCCGACUACAUCGACGACCGAGAGAUCUUCGAUCUGAUCCGUUCCAUUAAUGAUCCAGAGCAUCCACUGACCUUGGAGGAAUUGAACGUUGUCGAGCAAGUUAGAGUUAAAGUCAACGACCAGGAGAGCACCGUGAAGGUGGAGUUUACGCCUACGAUUCCACACUGCAGCAUGGCAACCUUAAUCGGCCUGUCCAUCAAAGUGAAGCUGAUCCGUUCGUUGCCGGAAAGGUUUAAGAUGGACGUUCACAUAACUCCCGGUACCCAUACGUCAGAGCACGCAGUGAACAAACAGCUGGCCGACAAGGAGCGCGUGGCGGCAGCGUUGGAGAACUCCCAUCUGCUGGAGGUGGUGAACCAGUGCCUUUCCACCCGGGCCUAGCCCCGCGGCUCAGACGGACCCCGGCUCAUCUCGUGGACCGAGGCGGCGGCCCCCCGGGGCAUCCCGCCUUCCAGCGAUCGGUGCCGACCAAGAGAUCUUUCCAAUAAACUCGGGGCUUAUGCUCCAUUUGAGCGGUU